GAUAUGACAAUGCGUUAUAUCUGUCUGUCUACCGUUUCAUGCAGUACGUACGACUGGACGUUCUGUUGUCAAUAUAUUUUAUCCGCCAACUCGUCAAUUUUUAUUUUUAUUUAAUACUUUUAGUUUUUAGUUUUUAAUCAUUUUUGAUGAUCAUAGUGACAAUGUCGACAAAUGUACAUUUCAAAUUGGUAUCUGUAUUAAGUAUUUUCAUUUUAAGCGAGUUGAAUUUAACUUUUGCGAAACCGGUUGAUCAAGACGAUAACAAUGAUUCAUCGACUUCACCAUUUUCACAAACAACUAAGGAAGCCACCAGCAUAUCCACAGAAUAUACAGAAACUCCAUAUUUUUCACCAGGCACAGUAUUAAAUCCAAGCACGCCACAGAUCAAUUUAGAAGAUAUUUUAUCAUUACCAGUAACUGCAAUACCUUCAAACACAUCUCCAAGCACUGUUGAAGUUCCGUCUUCGUCAUCUGCACCUACGGAAUAUCCAAGCACUGUUCAAGUCCCAUCUUCGUCAUCCGCGUCUACCGAAAGUCCAAACACUGUUGAAAUUCCGUCUUCGUCGUCUGCUUCUACGGAAAGUUCAAGCACUGUUGAAGUUCCGUCUUCGUCAUCCGCAUCUACCGAAAGUUCAAGCACUGUUGAAGUUCCGUCAUCAUCUGCGUCUACAGAAAGUUCAAGCACAUCUCCAAGUAAUGUUGAAGUUCCGUCUUCGUCGACUGCGUCUACGGAAAGUUCAAGCACUGUUCAAGUUCCGUCUUCGUCAUCUGCGCCUACGGAAUAUCCAAGCACUGUUCAAGUCCCAUCUUCGUCAUCCGCGUCUACCGAAAGUCCAAGCACUGUUGAAGUUCCGACUUCGUCGUCCGCAUCUACCGAAAGUUCAAGCACUGUUGAAGUUCCGUCUUCGUCAUCCGCAUCUACCGAAAGUCCAAGCACUGUUGAAGUUCCGUCUUCGUCAUCCACAUCUACCGAAAGUCCAAGCACUGUUGAAGUUCCGUCUUCGUCAUCUGCGCCUACGGAAUAUCCAAGCACUGUUCAAGUCCCAUCUUCGUCAUCCGCGUCUACCGAAAGUCCAAGCACUGAUCAAGUUCUGACCUCGUCAUCUGUGUAUACGGAAAAUCCAAGUACAUCUCCAAGCACUGUUCAAGUUCCGUCUUCGUCAUCUGCGUCGACAGAAAAUCUAAGCACAUCCUCAAGCUCUGUUCAAGUUCCGACUUCCUCGUCUGUGCCUACGGAAAAUCCAAGUACUUCUUCAAGCGUUAGAGUAUACUCGUCUUCGCUGUCUACUAUUACACCAAGUGAAUCACCUAAUCGUAUAAGAUUUAUUUCAGUACCGUCAACAACUACAGAAGUACCAAAAAUUCCAUCUGAAGUAUCUAUGUGUCUUCAGAUAGCACCCUUUUUAUAUCGCUGUGAAACUGCAAAUGCAAUAUAUGUAAUAAAGUUAAUACACAAUAUGUUUCAUAAAAUAUUCUAAAAUGCUACUAAAUGCUAUAGUCUUAUAAAAUAGUAUUGUUAUCCUCGAAUACUUUAAAUUAAUUUUAAUGACUUUCAUAAAUAUAUGCUUCAUAGUACUAUUAGAAUUCUGUUUUAAUAGAUUUUUUAUUUCAUACGUAUAUAAAAUUUAGAUUCUAAACCCUUAAUUUACUAGUACAUGUAGAUUUUAUAAUACUAAUAUAUUAUGAAUCGUAAAUUAUUCUAAAUAUUAUUGUAAAAUAUGUCAUUGCUAUUAGUUCUGGAGGCUAGUUGAUUUAUAAACACAUUCCGCUCUUAAACAUCUAGACGGUUUAAUGGCGAUAAACAAUAUAAUAAAAAUGUCUUCUUCGAACUUUUUGUCAUGUAUAAUAAUGCGAAAUACACAUAAUGAAUGGGUCAUAUUUCCUGUCUAGAGGAGUUGAGUGGCUGUGUGUAAGCGUAAAUAUAAACUAUCUAGCAGUUUUUGGCAUACUUCUCUAAAUGAAUAAGCAAAAGCUUAAUUUUAAAUAAUAUUAUUCAUUUAUAGAAUUAAUAUAAGUAAUAAAAUGUCAAUAAAUUCAUUUGAAAAAUAUAAAACAUAAUGUACAUCUAAUCUUA
This is a messenger RNA of Rhopalosiphum maidis (corn leaf aphid), 2074 nucleotides long. RefSeq names its product flocculation protein FLO11-like. The record is from RefSeq and is a predicted model, not a curated record. Lineage: Eukaryota; Metazoa; Arthropoda; Insecta; Hemiptera; Aphididae. The transcript has 2 exons. Bases 147 to 1478 code for a protein of 443 amino acids.